This is a messenger RNA of Aspergillus mulundensis, 630 nucleotides long. RefSeq lists its product as uncharacterized. The record is from RefSeq and is a predicted model, not a curated record. Lineage: Eukaryota; Fungi; Ascomycota; Eurotiomycetes; Eurotiales; Aspergillaceae. The coding region runs from base 1 to 630 and encodes 209 amino acids. The transcript has a single exon.
AUGAGUACCAGGGAGAGCUCUUGGACGCAGAGAUUGCGGAAAUUUGUAUUGGCUACAAAUAAGGCUGCGGCUCAAGAGGAACACGUGGAACCCCGCGAGUCCGCACCCGCAUUCGCCAGCUCCCGGGGAGCCUCAUCAUCACCCACGGCUCAAGAAACUCAAACAUCCGUUAUGAAAAAGGGAAAGGUGGCCUUCAUAUCUGGCCCUAUCGACACCGGCCCAGAUAAAGCCUACUUCCACACCCACUACGUACAGCCCAUCAACGACGCCAUCGCCGCAGGACAUGACUUUGUCAUCGGACCAAUCCUCUCAGGCGUCGACGCCGAUGCUCUCGAAUAUCUUCUGAAUUAUCAUAUUACGCCCUCACGGAUAACAAUCUUCAUGACAAUCGGCGAAGACAAUGCCUGGGGUAAGCAUUUCCGAGAAAAGGGGGUCAACGUGCAUGUCCUUGAGGAUCGGCUCGCCACAACGCAGAAUCGCGAUGCGGCAAUGACGGCUGCGAGUGACUAUGACAUCCUAAGGUGGAGGACAGAUGAAGAAGCGAAGGAGUUUUAUGGGCCGUUGUAUCGGCCUGGACGGGUGACGAACACGGAGAGGAAUUGGAGGAGACGGAGGGGGUUGGAGGGAUGA